AUGGCCAGUCUUCGAUUGGGUGGUGUGCUCGGAGUUGUAGCUCUCGCAGCGCUGAUCUUUUUACAAUUGCUUGCCGCAUUCAACCACGACGUUCAGACCCCCCAAGUAAGUUUGACCAAGAGUCUGAUUCAAUGGAGAAGCAAGGCGAGUGAGAAAACAACGGAUGAUAUCUUUUUGGUGGGAGCAGGCAAAGCAGAUGUAACGGGGCCCGUGGUCGAGGUCGACUUCACUGGUUAUGCCAGUCUCAAUCAAAGAGGCACCGGUCUCAAACAACGUCUCUAUUCCCGUGCCUUCAUCUUCGCCGACGCCAACGAUCCCAAUGAAACCUUCGUGUACUUGGUCCUCGAUAUACUGGCGGGUGAUACGGCUGUACGACACGGUGUUCUGCAGGGUCUCGCUGCACUCGGUGGUGCUUAUGCUAGAUAUGGCGAGCACAAUGUCGCACUGACAGGGACUCAUUCCCAUUCUGGGCCGGGGGGAUGGAUGAACUAUCUGCUCCCUCAGAUCCCGACAGGAGGGUUUGACAAGCAGAGCUACCAGGCUAUUGUGGAUGGCACCCUUCUGUCCAUCAUACGGGCUCAUGAGAGUCUGACACCGGGGAGGCUCUACCUUGGAUCCAUUGAUGUAGAGGAUGCGAAUGUGAACCGCAGUCCGUAUUCAUAUGAGCAUAACCCCAAGGCAGAGCAGGCGCGGUACGCGGACAAUGUGGACAAAACACUGUCUCUUCUCCGGUUUGACCGCCAGGUCGACAACAAAACCGCGGCAGUUCUGACUUGGUUCUCUGUUCAUGGAACAUCGAUGUACAACAACAACACGCUUGUCACCGGCGACAACAAGGGGGUGGCGGCGUAUCUUUUUGAACGCAGCAUAUCAGGCGACGCAAGAUUCACCGAGGAUGCAGUAAUCGGAUUCUCUCAAGCCAGCGUCGGCGAUGCAAGUCCCAACAUACUCGGAGCCUGGUGUGAGGAUGGCUCUGGCAAAGAAUGUCGAUAUUCCGACAGUACCUGUAAUGGGACGAACGAAGCAUGCCACGGCCGAGGACCUUUCUUCCGUGAGGAAGACAACGGUGCCAAAAGUUGCUUUGAGAUUGGGCGUCGCCAGUAUGCCAAAGCCAAGGAGCUUUACGAGAGUAUGAGCUCCAGCGCUACCAAACUAGCUGGUAGUUUGGUCCGAUCUUUUCAUGUCUAUCAAGACAUGGACGGGUAUACAUUCCCCUCGCCAUUCAACGCGACAGUUCUCACGACUUGCCCGGCCGCUCUGGGAUAUUCGUUUGCCGCCGGCACCACAGAUGGACCGGGAGCUUUUGACUUCACUCAGAAUUCCUCCAGCCCAGCAGAAGGCAAUCCAUUGUGGCAGAUCGGCCGUGCUUUCAUUCAUCAGCCAACUCCAGAGCAACAAGUUUGCCAAGGCGUCAAGGAUGUGCUCUUGGACGUGGGCACUUUGACCGAGCCAUAUGCAUGGGCGGCCGACAUAGUGGAUAUGCAAGUCCUCCGCGUCGGACAAUUAUUCCUCAUCAUUUCCGCCAGCGAAGCGACGACGAUGUCCGGACGACGCUGGAAAGAAGCCAUUGCAGCGCAAGCCAAGAGCCAACUCUCCGUUUCCAAUCCACAAGUCGUCCUAGGAGCCCCGUCAAACAGCUACGUUCACUACGUGACGACCGAGGAAGAGUAUCACGUCCAGCGGUACGAGGGCGCUUCGACGCUCUUCGGGCCCCACACUCUAGCGGCCUACAUCAACCUGACCCUCACAUAUCUCCCCUAUUUAGGGAGUGCCUCUGACAUUGCCCGAUUACCAGCCAUCCGACCAGGUCCCAGCCCACCCGUUAACACCAAUCGCUCCCUGAGCUUCAUUCCUGGUGUUGUGUAUGAUGGAGCGCCCCCUGGCAAGCCAUUCGGCUCUGUGCUUUCAUCGGGGAGUGGGUCUUAUGGCCCCGGGGACAUUGUCAACGCAGCGUUCGUGGGCGCUAACCCCCGCAACCACUUGCACCAGGAGUCGACCUACGCUGCCGUGGAAAGGAGCACGGAUUUUGGGUGGGAAGUAGUCCGCGACGACCGGGAUUGGAAUCUGGAGUUUUUAUGGACGCGAACAAACACUCUUCUGGGACACAGCGAGGUGACUAUUCGAUGGCAGAUUGAGGAUGAGUACUACGGGGUGGAUCAGCCACUUCUGCAGGCUGGGACCUAUCGGAUGCGUUAUUAUGGCGAGUCAAAGAACAUCUUGGGCCAGAUCUCGUCUUUCGAGGGGAUUGGGGGGCCAUUUAGUGUCAGUGUGUGA
This is a messenger RNA of Penicillium olsonii, 2274 nucleotides long. The record is from the annotation of a GenBank genome assembly. NCBI's taxonomy places the organism in Eukaryota, Fungi, Ascomycota, Eurotiomycetes, Eurotiales, Aspergillaceae.